Molecule: messenger RNA, 6097 nt
Organism: Ornithodoros turicata
Lineage: Eukaryota; Metazoa; Arthropoda; Arachnida; Ixodida; Argasidae
Product: RING finger protein nhl-1-like
Exons: 8
Coding region: 396-4430 (1344 amino acids)
Biological process (GO): protein polyubiquitination; proteasome-mediated ubiquitin-dependent protein catabolic process
Molecular function (GO): ubiquitin protein ligase activity; protein binding; zinc ion binding
Source: RefSeq, a predicted model, not a curated record
CACGGGCCCGAAGUCUUUGGCUGGAGUUAGUCUCUGUCUUGAGUGUUGGCGGUAGAGUCCUCUCCUCUGUGUUGAUUCCUGUAAUAUAUAGAGGCAGCGCUCAUGUACGACCGACGUGAAUUGUGUCGUCAGUGAUUCUUCGAGCGACAAUCCUUUGUGGUCAUUUCUGAGUGCAAGCAUCUUUUGGGUACCCUCCGUUAGUGUCGUGUUACGACGUUACCCGCUGGAUUGGACGAUAGCCAGUCACGAUGUCGUCCUGGUAGAAGACCUCACGUCUUCUACCUGUCAUGUCGUCGGACUACGUAACCCCGUCCCAGAGCCUCGAAAAACCUAAAAGUUAGAAGGACAUAGAGCUAGGCAAACACGCCGAACGAACGAGCAGCAGCAAAACGACAAUGUCUUCAGCCUGGAGCCAGCUUGAGCAGUUGCUCACCUGCGCCAUCUGUCUUGACCGCUUCCGGAACCCGAAGCUGCUGCCAUGUCAGCACACAUUCUGCGCCGACCCCUGCAUGGAGGGUCUCCAGGACUACGCCCGGCGGCAGAUCAAGUGCCCAGAAUGCAGAGCCGAACAUCGGAUGCCCUACAACGGGAUACAGGCGUUCCCCACCAACGUCACUCUCGUGCGGUUCCUGGAACUGCACCGGAGCGUCACCGGGGAAGAGCCGGAACCCCCGCCUUCUGCUAUGGAACGGUGCAACGUGUGCAGCGAGAAGGCGUUAGUGGUGAAGUGUUCGCAUUGCGAAAAGAAGAUCUGCGAGGUAUGCAAGGAAGCCCACCUGGACAUUAUGAGGAGAGAGAUCAGCAGGAUUAACAGUCAAGUCCGGAGAGGGUUGAACAGGUUAGGUGACACGCUGUCGCAGAACUCAAAGAACCAGGAGAAGCUGACGCAUAAUUGUGCCCUGGUGAAAGAGGAGUUGGACGAUCUGAUUAAUCGGUAUAUCAAAGAUUUGCAGGUGAUCCAAGAGAAGCUCAAGUCCGAAAUCGACAAUUACCUCGAACAAGAACUCAAGCAACUCGCUCGACUAGCCGAAGAUGUGGAGACUGAACUGCAAAAUAUCACCUCAAACUGCGACGCUGUUGAAAAAUACGUUCACGACGACACGGAAUGGACGGAUUCUGAACUCGUGGAGUACAAAGAAAUCUUCAGCAAGUCACUCGACUUUCUGCGAAACUUUGACCCGGACACGUCGGACUUCACGCGGCGCGUCAAGUUGCAAAUUCAUACCGAUCCCGACGCCCUCCACAGGACGCUCUCUAGUUUAGGGGAACUUAAAUUUAACAACCCACCAGGACUGUCCACCUCAUCGUCGACGCUAAACGUGCCCCAGCACAACGCACCAGCAUCAGGAAUGAAUGCGCUGAUGCGAAGCCAGAGUGACCAUCGACUCGCGGUGCAGUUCCAGAAGAAGCAAGACAACCGCAACAUGCUGGACAUCUCCCAGAGGUAUGGUGGCCACCUCAGCGAUUCGGAGAGGGAUCCCACGGCAGAUAUAGGCUCAUCGCUGUACGGUCGCGGAAGGAACACACAGGAUUCAAUCCUGAGGAGAUACCAGGACAGGAGCCGAGAGGAUGACCGCGACACGGGCCGGAGUCGGUACGACAGGUCUUGGAGAAACGAAGAUGGAAGCAGUCAUCACGGCUUCCGGUCGCGGUACGCGAGGGAGCUUAUGGAAGAUGAUCCUGAUAGCAGCAGCUUCUUGACCAGAAACGUUAGAUUCGAAGAGCCUCCGCCGCCGCCUCAGCAGAGGGAGAGAAUAUUCGAUACGGACGACGCUAUGAAGGGACCUUUAAGUGGCGUGGUCAAGUUAAGCGACUGCGCGAAAUUCAUGGAGAGGAUACACGAGAAUGAGAUCAGAAGGAAGCAGAAGGAGGCAGAGAAAGAGAGACAAGAGAAAGAACCGCCACCUCCUGCUCCUGUUCCUCCCCCCAGAAGGCCACCUUCCAGGCAGAUAAGUGAGGACCAAGUCGAGAAGGAGAAGAAAGCCGCCAACCAGGCUGCAUCAUCUUCGUCAUCUACAGCUGAGCCCAGAACUCCGCCCCCGACAUCAACACCCGUGGACACCAGGCCGUCACAAGUCCGUCGUCUUGUCAAGGACGAACUGUCUUCCCGGACAUCUUCACCUGCACCGUCGACUCCCAGGCAAGGUUCAGUAGAGAGCACGCCCGCUCAGUCGCGCAGGAGUUCAACGGCAUCAGAGGACACGACGGCGACGGACACUGGCUUCAGAUCGAGGCAACGGCGGUCAAACGUGGAAGAACCCAAAGUGACCACGACGACUCCAUCAUCGACGAAUGCCCCGAGCAGGUCCACAAGAGCGCCGGUGGCCAAGAGUGUAUCAAUAGACAACGAACGCAGGCCCGGAAGCGCCGCCGAAAAGAGAGAGGAACAAAAGAAUCGCACCCCAUCCGUCACACAUACCGCCCCAUCACUUUCACAGCCUUCUGUCACAAGAGGACGCCAAUCGCAACCAGCACCCCAACCAACCCCGCAAAUAGGGGAAGAGGAGGGGAGUUCUUCUGAGGCCACGUCGUCAGAAGAAACCACCGAAUCAGAAGAAGAGGAAGACGAAGAGGAGGAAGACGAAGAGGAAGAGGAGGACGAGGAAGAGGAAGACGACGUAACCGUAGAAGAACGAACAUCGACGACACGAAAACCUGCAACGCCGGUUCAGGCCCUACAACCGCAGACUCAACCGAAGAAAGCAGAAGACGCUUCGACGUCCUCCGUGUCUGCCCUUUUAAACAGGAGCGCGCAGGCGCGACGCGGGAGUCAGGACGUCCGAACGUCCACUCCGCCGGGGACCCGGAGAGAUGGUCCGAACCGCCAGUCGCAGUAUGCUAGAGAUAAGGAGGAAGAAUCUAGACGCCUUCAGGAUAGGUACACGUCGUGGAGAGAUUCGCCGUCCGCGUCAGUGGACGAGCAACCCUCCCGCUAUCAAAGCAGUUACAUGGCUAACCGUCGGAGGCCUACCACGAACGAGGAUGACGACGACGUUUUCGGAACCAGUAGAUUUCUCAGCCGGAGCAAAAGUUCUGCCUACGUCGGACAGGACGACGACACACAGGAGGACCGACGGGAACGUCGGAGGAGCACCCAGGAGUCGCCUUCUGGGAGGGCGCCCCCGUCGUCUGCUGCGGCUGCCCUCCGCAGAAGUCGACUUGCACGGAGUAAAAGCUCCAACGAGGUCUUGCCCGGAGAACUCGACAGCCCAGAAGACACGACCUCCCCGCCGUACCGCAGUAGGUACGGUUCUGAGGACGCCACCAGCAACGCUCUGUCCAGGUCGCGCAGUUCUCACGCCGUUAAGGAGCCGUCGCCUGAGUACGACCGCAACGGCCCAGGGUCAUCAUCUACCUGGGCCCAGUACCUUAGGAACAAGUACGGAAACCGAGGUGGGACGAAUAACAGUACCAGGACGUCGGCCCCUGUGUCAAGGUCAAGGAGUUCGCACGCUCUCUACGGCCGAAGUGGGAGCGAUGACGAUAACAGUACCGACGAGGAGGUCGGACGAGGUGGCAGCAGGAGGCGAAGUCACGGGGACGGAAUGGGUGGAGGGUACGGCUUCCCCAGGAGCAUGUACCUUCAGAAGAAGAGGAUGCAGCUCAAGAUCGGCACGCGAGGCACGGAACCGGGCUGUUUCACGUGGCCUAGGGGAGUUGCCGUUGGGCCGGAUAACUCCAUCGUCGUGGCCGACAGCAGUAACCACAGGGUACAGGUGUUCGACAACACCGGUCGAUUCCAGCACGAGUUCGGGACGUACGGCAGCUCCGAGGGCGAGUUCGACUGCCUGGCAGGUGUUGCCGUGAACCGCAUUGGGCAGUUCAUAGUCUCCGAUCGCUACAAUCACCGCAUCCAGGUGUUCGAUCCUUCCGGACGCUUCUUGCGUUCCUUUGGCUGCGAAGGACGAGUUGAUGGUCGGUUCAACUACCCAUGGGGUAUCACCACCGACUCGCUCGGUUUCAUCUAUGUCUGCGACAAGGAGAAUCAUCGUGUACAGGUGUUCCAGUCUGACGGAACAUUUGUCGGCAAGUUCGGUACGCUGGGAUCCCGUCCGGGCCAGCUGGAACACCCGCACUACGUGGCCGUUUCCAACACCAACCGGGUAAUUGUGAGCGACUCGAACAACCACCGCAUCCAGAUAUUCGACGUGAACGGAAGGAGCUUGUCCAGCUUCGGCUCCGAGGGAUCCGACGACGGCCACUUCAAGUUUCCUCGGGGCGUCGCCGUCGAUGACCAGGGUUACAUCAUUGUGGGCGACUCCGGCAACAAUCGCAUCCAGAUCUUUGCUCCGGACGGCAGCUUCCUGAGAGCGUUUGGCAGUUGGGGUUCCGGGGACGGAGAAUUCAAGGGCCUCGAGGGCAUCGCUGUCAUGCCAAGCGGAAACAUCGUUGUCUGCGACAGAGAGAACCAUCGCGUGCAAGUCUUCUGAUCACACACUCAGCUCAGAGACAAGGAAAGCAGACGACUCAUCUGGAUUCCUGGCCGUCCCUGAAUGUCAUCGAUGAGGUCAUCGAGGGAGCAUACCCUCAUGUGGUCAUGAGCAGGGAAUCCACUUCGGGAAGCUACAUUUCAACGAAGUUGCCGCGAAAUGUGCUACCUAUGAGAACACUUUGGUUGCUUUAGAAACGUGAAUGGAGUUGACGGUGCCUGGAAAGAGUCCUCGAGUAGUAUUACGCGUUGAACAAUGUGUCUUUAUUUCUCGUCUUCCGAGUAACAGGGUACGCUUCGAUAUACGUCAAUAGGUUUGUGCCUGCACACAAUUGCCCUCUUAAAACUUCCUUUUUGUUAAUUUCAACCCAUAAAAAAAAAAUGUUCGAACAAUGAGAACUGCACACUUCGAUGAUGCGUUCAAUAUGAAAACUCUGAGAAGCAUUGAAGAACGCUACUGCUUUUCUCAAUAUCAUAGUUGUCUCGCAACGCCAAUUAACGAAUAAUAAAUUAUUUACACUAUAAUAACAGAACAUCACCGCAUAAUAUGCGCAGAAAGAAUCGUAAUUGAUAAUGAGUUUCCCCCUGAGUUUCUGAAAAUGGGAGUAAAACUGUAGCAGAGCGUAGUAAGGACAGGAUAGUGUGUACACAAGCAGCACAAAGUCUUAGACCAAUAUUGGCUGAAUAUUGGCGACAUCGGUUGAACAUUGGUCCAAUAUUGGCUGGAUAUUGGCAAUAUCUGUUCAAUAUUGGUCGGAUACUGGCUGCAUAUUGGCAAUAGUGGUCCAACAUUUUUCCAAUAUUAGCUGCAUGUGGACAAUGCUGGUCCAACAUCGGUCCAAUAUGGGAACGUUAUUGCCGAUAUACAGCCAAUAUUGGGCCAAUGUUGAACCAGUAUUGCCAAUAUUGGACCAACGUUGAACCGGUGUCGCCAAUAUUCAGCCAAUUGUGCUGCUUAGGUAGUGCGUGAUAACGGGAUCAUUGUGUUAUGCGGUGAAGUUCUGUCUUGGGGGCAUGAGGUACGUGUGUUUGUUCGCUUUCCGCGUUAGUGCGCCACUAUACCUAGGACGCAGUACGAAGCAGUACCUGUAAACCCUGGUCGUGUGUUCCGUUGGCGCACUGCGAAUCCAGCGUUUGUAGAUCCUCUCCUGCACGCGAAGGAGACGAAACCUCCAUCUCCGAAACGAAUAUAUUAUUCGUUUUCUGAAGAAACAUGCUUUGGGCGGAAUGAAAACUGCAUCCGGCUUUGCCAGUUGAUCCUGUCAGCAAUAGAUGUCGUCUAUUACUUCGCAGGUGACGUUGAUAGAUCGUUAUGGGUAUCCAAGGAUGGCGUCCUUAUACAAAGCUAAUGAUUCAUUGCAUCCUCUCUCUUUUACGGCGGUGCGUCAACACUCUUGAAGCCACUGUCUAGUUUACAAUGAAGUGUCCUAACGUCCUUUUCUUUGUAUUCUCCUUGUGUAUUUGAGCUUAUAGUCAACUUUUUGUGCUGCCUUGCCUAGGAUGUACAUAUCAACCGUGAGGAAGCAUGGUCCCUGUGAUAAGAAUGAAUACAGGUCUUGAGGGUUGCUUCGCGUUUAAUUUAUUGCUGCGACUGUUACCUGUGCUUGCUCACACUGUGAAGCUUUAUGAGAUGUCUUAAAUGAAAUAAAGACAGUUAGUACAUUUAUA